Messenger RNA from Echinops telfairi (small Madagascar hedgehog), 858 nucleotides. It is a transcript of the gene NKX2-3, whose product is annotated as NK2 homeobox 3. The transcript has 3 exons. Gene Ontology annotation, cellular component: nucleus. Gene Ontology annotation, molecular function: DNA-binding transcription factor activity, RNA polymerase II-specific; RNA polymerase II cis-regulatory region sequence-specific DNA binding. The record is from RefSeq and is a predicted model, not a curated record. The coding region runs from base 1 to 858 and encodes 285 amino acids. Lineage: Eukaryota; Metazoa; Chordata; Mammalia; Afrosoricida; Tenrecidae. Gene Ontology annotation, biological process: regulation of transcription by RNA polymerase II; cell differentiation.
AUGAUGUUACCAAGCCCGGUCACCUCCACCCCUUUCUCAGUCAAAGACAUCUUGAAUCUGGAGCAGCAGCAGCAGCAGCAGCAGCACUUCCACGGCGCGCAUUUGCAGACAGAGUUGGAGCACCGUUUCCACUCGGCACCCUGCAUGCUGGCGGCCGAUGGGGCGACGUUUUCUGACGGAGGGGAGGAGGACGAGGAAGAAGAGGGAGACAAACUGUCCUAUUUGAACUCACUAGGCGCAGUCGAAGGCCACGGGGAGUCAGGGCUCUGUCCCCAGAGCUAUGUCCACACGGUCCUGCGCGACUCGUGCAGCGGGCCCAAGGAACAUGAAGAGGAGCCCGAGGUCGUGAGGGACCGGAGCCAAACAAGCUGUCAGCUGAAGAAGCCCCUGGAGGCGGUGGGCGACAGCAAGGCGGCGGCGGAGAGCGAGAGGCCGAAGCCGCGCAGCCGCCGGAAGCCGAGGGUGCUCUUCUCCCAAGCCCAGGUCUUCGAGCUGGAGCGCAGGUUCAAGCAGCAACGGUACCUGUCGGCGCCCGAGCGCGAACACCUCGCCAGCAGCCUGAAGCUCACGUCCACGCAGGUGAAGAUCUGGUUCCAGAACCGCAGGUACAAGUGCAAGAGGCAGCGGCAGGACAAGUCCCUGGAGCUGGGCGCACACGCGGCCCCGCCGCCGCCGCGCCGCGUGGCCGUGCCGGUGCUGGUGCGGGACGGCAAACCGUGCGUCACGCCGGGCGGCCCCUUUGUGAACGUGAGCAACUUGGGCGGCUUUGGCGGCAGUGGCGCGCAACCGCUGCACCAGGGAGCCCCGGCUGGAGCCGCGUGCGCACAGGGCACCUUGCAGGGCAUCCGGGCCUGGUAG